AUGGUUCUGCACAACCCCAACAACUGGCACUGGGUCAACAAGGACGUCUCGGGAUGGGCCAGGUCCUACCUUGACGAGGCCGUCGCCAAGGUCCAGGUUGAGGACGGCGAGGUCAAGGCUAAGAUUGAUAAGAUCCAGAGCAUGGAUGGAGAUGUCGAUGUCAGCCAACGAAAGGGCAAGGUGAUUACCAUCUUUGACGUCAAGCUGGUUCUCCAGUACUCUGGAUCUGCUCCCGGUGAGGAUGAUGUCUCUGGCACUAUUACCGUGCCUGAGCUCGCCCACGACACGGAAGAAGACGAGUACGUGUUUGACGUAGACAUCUUUGCCGAGUCUAAAGAGAAGCAGCCCGUGAAGGACCUUGUCCGAUCAAAGAUCGUGCCCCAGCUGCGACAGGAAUUCCAGAAGCUUGCCGGCGCCCUCAUCGCCGAGCAUGGCAAGGACAUCCAGCAUGCCCCAGGCUCCAACCCUUCAAGCGGUUUCUCGACCCCCAAGGUCCACCCCCAGAGCUCUACCCCUAAGCCCGCCGCUACCACAAGCACCCAGUCCAAGACUGGUAGCGUCGUCAACACCACCACCGUGACCGAUAACGAGGAGUUCCGAACCACUGCCGAGGAGUUGUACCAGACCUUUGUCGACCCCCAACGAAUUGCUGCCUUUACACGAUCCCCUCCCAAGGUUUUCGAUGGUGCCAAGGUCGGCGGCAAGUUUGAGCUGUUUGGCGGAAACGUCUCCGGCGAGUACCUCGAGCUUGAGCAGCCCAAGAAGAUCACCCAGAGCUGGCGUUUGAACCAGUGGCCCGCCGGUCACUUCUCCAAGCUCCACAUGGAGUUUGACCAGAACGACGUUGACCACGUUACCGUUAUGCGAGUUAAGUGGGAGGGCGUUCCUAUCGGUCAGGAAGACGUUACUAAGCGCAACUGGCUCGAGUACUACGUCAAGAGCAUUAAGCAGACCUUCGGUUUCGGCACCAUUUUGUAA
Fusarium pseudograminearum CS3096 is the source of this 978-nucleotide messenger RNA. RefSeq lists its product as uncharacterized. Gene Ontology annotation, molecular function: ATPase activator activity; protein-folding chaperone binding. Gene Ontology annotation, cellular component: cytosol. The transcript is spliced from 4 exons. Gene Ontology annotation, biological process: positive regulation of ATP-dependent activity; protein folding. The record is from RefSeq and is a predicted model, not a curated record. The coding region runs from base 1 to 978 and encodes 325 amino acids. NCBI's taxonomy places the organism in Eukaryota, Fungi, Ascomycota, Sordariomycetes, Hypocreales, Nectriaceae.